Molecule: messenger RNA, 1244 nt
Organism: Nasonia vitripennis (jewel wasp)
Lineage: Eukaryota; Metazoa; Arthropoda; Insecta; Hymenoptera; Pteromalidae
Gene: Cyt-b5
Product: cytochrome b5
Exons: 5
Coding region: 277-693 (138 amino acids)
Cellular component (GO): membrane; intracellular membrane-bounded organelle
Molecular function (GO): heme binding
Source: RefSeq, a predicted model, not a curated record
GUUCAAGGUUUUCAUUACAUAAAUCACGUUGUCUCUGCUUGACCACGUGAUAAAUAAUAAAAUAUAUUGAUUAAACUCUCAAAUUUUUGUAAACUUGUAUACCAAUUCAAUGAAUUUUUUGUAACAAUCAAUUCAUAUCGAGUCGAUUGUAGGGCGAUAGGGUACACAAAGCCAACAAAACAGUUGUUUCAUUUACCGACGUACGUGAAAAAACUGAAAACUGUUUGCGUGGUAUCGUACACGCUACACGCCACAAGUGACUUGACUUCGAAAGAAAUGGCGUCGAACGAAGCGAGUGCUCCAAAAUUAUUUACCCGUGCCGAAGUAUCCCAACACAAUGAUAGUAAGGAAACUUGGCUGAUCAUUCACAACAGUGUUUACGACGUUACGAAUUUUUUGAACGAGCACCCUGGUGGUGAAGAGGUACUUUUGGAGCAAGCUGGAAAAGAUGCCACGGAACAAUUUGAAGAUGUUGGGCACUCGACCGAUGCCAGACAGAUGAUGGAGCCUUAUAAAAUAGGAGAAAUCGUACUGGAGGAAAGAACGAAAGCCAGCGAUGAUAAGUCCAAGUAUCCCUCUGGUGGUAGUGCUGGACAUGAUGAUGCCAGUGGUUCUUGGAGAUCCUGGUUGAUUCCUAUUGCACUGGGAGUUCUCGCAACACUCGUCUACCGCUACUUCAUUAGUGGGCAUUAAAAAGAAGAAUUUGCUCCAGCAUUUUAUCUACCAUAGUCGAUGCUAUUGUAAUGGUAUUGUUAUAAGACACGUGUAACAGUUGAUUAAGUGUUAAAAGGACGAUUGUCCUGGAUGGAAGUGUAUAAUUGUUGUUUCAAAAACAUUACCAAUAUAAUGUAGGUAUUUCGAUGGCAGCUGCAAUACAAUGUGCUGAACAAUCGAGGGGAGUUCACUGCCCCAAGUAAAUCUCUAUGAUUUACAGAACAAAAUGGCACACCCAUACAAAGUAGAUUUACAUUUUACAUAGUACUUGCGUAGGAAUUUAUUGAAAGUAUUGUAAUUAAAAGGGUUUGUUAAAUAUUUGAUUAUUUAACUUUUAUACAAGUGAUUGCUACUGUAAUUGAUUUAACGGUGAUUUCGUUUAGCAUUUUAAUCGAGAAUAUGCAUUUUAUAUAAUAAUUUUUGAGCAAUGAUGCAAAUACAAUAAUCACUGGGCAAAUUUCUAUAUACUUUAUUGUCAUAUUUUCAACUAUAUUUUCGAGAAAACUAAUAUAAAUCAGGUUGAAAUAUAA